AUGCUUGGCGGCCCUUGCCAUCAUCGGGCAAGGCGCGGCCCUGGACAGCUGCAUCAGUGCAUCAUCUGCUCAUCACGUGCUGCCUGCAUCCCACCGUCCAGUGCCCACCACCUACACUCCAGUACAGACUUUGGCAUGUGGGUUGGAUGGGCGCGUUGUGCUCGUCGAGUCGUCCGGCGUGAUGUGAAGGCGCCACGGAGGCUGCUCUCCACCCAGACACCUCACGCAGACCUCCUGUCACAGACCACCCGUAACAUCGGCAUUGUCGCCCACAUCGAUGCAGGAAAGACAACGACAACAGAGCGCAUGCUCUACUACAGUGGCUACACGCGACGAAUAGGAGAUGUCGACGAGGGAUCCACGGUGACCGACUUUCUGCCUGCUGAACGAGCCCGUGGAAUCACCAUUCAGUCUGCAGCAAUCACCUUCCAUUGGCCACCACAGGAACCAGGCCCAAAGCCUCCUCAAGCACCUGAAUCAUUUGACUCCCUCUCUCCUUCAACAUUCCCGCACAAUGUAAACUUGAUCGACACGCCUGGCCACGCAGACUUUACAUUUGAGGUCCUGCGCUCUCUCCGUGUGUUAGACGGGGCUGUCUGCAUUCUGGACGGCGUGGCUGGCGUGGAGGCCCAAACUGAGAAAGUCUGGACCCAGGCUGGCAACUACCGCAUCCCCAGAAUCAUCUUCGUCAACAAGCUUGACCGAGUUGGUGCUGCCUUUGCGAGGACCGUGAAAGAGAUCGGCGUCCGGCUCCAUGGCUGGCCUGCUAUCUGUCAGAUUCCGUGGUGGCAAGGUGGCAAUGGAGACUUUGUCGGUGUCGGCGAUGUCGUCAACCUCCGCGGUAUGCUGUGGCAGCUAGGAGGAGACGGGAGAGCCAUCCAGGCGUUUGGUCUAGAAGAGCUCGACAAGACCGAUGCAAAGUUCGCUCAAGAGAUCAGGAAGGCCAGAAUUGCUCUGGUCGAGAUUCUGAGCGAGCACGACGAUGCCAUGGUCGAGGCCUUCCUGGAACACGAUGAAGACCACCUGGCCAUACCGGCCUUGCUGGUCUGGCAGUCGCUUCGACGGCUAGUGCUACAGAGCAGUCAGACUGUUAUACCAGUCUUCGCAGGUGCCAGCUUCCGCAAUAUCGGUGUUCAACCCCUGCUGGAUGCGACCGUCGACUUGCUUCCGUCACCUCUCGAGCGCCCAGAUCCAGAGAUCAGCAUCUCAGGCCAGAGCAGCACUUUAUCCACUCUCCUUACCGCAUCAGCAGCCGCCCAACCUGCGAAAGCGGCCAAGAAGCCACAACAGUCGAAAGAUUUGGCGGUUCCUGACGUCAAGAAUCUCGCAGCUUGUGCCCUGGCCUUCAAGGUGGUCAACGACACCAAACGAGGUGUGCUGGUGUACGUGCGCGUCUACUCUGGGUCUCUGGACAAGGGCGCAACUCUCUACAACACAAACCUGGGACUCGCCGAACGCGCGCCACGUCUGCUCAAGAUGUAUGCCAACGAUGCUGUAGAGGUCGACAGCAUCGGGCCUGGCCAGAUUGGCGUGAUCACAGGCCUCAAGCACGCAAGGACUGGCGAUACACUGAUAGUGUACAGAGGCCUGCAGAUGAAGGGAACUCCUCCAGGCGGGCUGAACACCCUGCAGCUGAGACCCAUCAACGUACCACCACCUGUCUUCUUUACAAGUAUUGAACCACACAGCCUUAGCGAGCAGAAGCACGUCCACGAGAGUCUGGCGAUACUGCUACGUGAAGAUCCUAGCUUGCACCUCUCCAUCGAUGAAGAGUCGGGGCAGACGCAUCUUGCAGGCAUGGGCGACCUGCAUCUCGAGAUCGCACGCGACCGUCUUCUCAACGACUUCAAAGCCAAGGCGCGCAUAGGCAAGAUCGAGAUCGGGUAUCGCGAGACCAUCACUUCAGCGACAUCACCGUACACUUACGAGCUCGACAAACCUAUUGCAGGGAAACAAGCCAAGGCGAGCAUCACAGCCUCGGUCGAGCCCUUGGAUGACAGCAUGAUCGUUCCCGGUACCCAGGUCGAGACAGAGAUUGAAGAUGGCCCUUUCGAGACGACGUUCACCCUCCCCGACAACAACAAGCUGUCCAUCUCCCACCCUAGGCUCUCCCGCCACGACUCUGCUUCUCACAAAGCUCACAUUCCACCCCACCUCUCGCUCCCAGGCAUCCUUCACUCCUUCCAAGCCGGCGCCUCCGCAGCCCUGGCCCGCGGUCCCUUCAACGGCUUCCCCGUCGCCAACACACGCGUCCGCAUCGACCUCGACGCCGGCGCAACGCUCUUCCCAGAAACAACGCCCACCGCGCUGUCGAUGGCAACGCGCGCAGCCGUGAAUGCAAGCCUACGCACCUCGAUCGCCGCAAGCCCACCCUCAUUCAUGGAGCCUGUCAUGAACGUGACAAUAUUCGUGCACGAAUCCUCCCUCGGCGCUGUGGUGCAGGACAUCUCGUCUGCGCGGGGUGGACAGGUGCUUUCCCUCGACGGCACCGAGUCCAUCGCUACCUCGACGUCCACGGAGGAUCUGCCACGCAUCGAUCCGAACCUGAUCUACACGCCGCCCGAUCCGUUCGCGAGCGGCACAGGCGACAUGAGCAGUGGACUCGCAGACAGCCAGCGGCAGAUCGUGGCGCGGGUGCCGCUGAAGGAGAUGGUGGGGUACUUGAACCACCUGCGUGCGCUGACGGGCGGGCGCGCCACGUUCGUGAUGAGCGUCGACGGGUUCGAGAAGAUGGGGUCGCAGCGGCAGAAGGACGUGUUGGAUAGCAUGAGGGAGUUUUAG
This is a messenger RNA of Ascochyta rabiei, 2781 nucleotides long. Its product is annotated as Ribosome-releasing factor 2, mitochondrial. The record is from RefSeq and is a predicted model, not a curated record. Gene Ontology annotation, biological process: mitochondrial translation; ribosome disassembly. The transcript is spliced from 3 exons. Gene Ontology annotation, molecular function: GTPase activity; GTP binding. The coding region runs from base 1 to 2781 and encodes 926 amino acids. Lineage: Eukaryota; Fungi; Ascomycota; Dothideomycetes; Pleosporales; Didymellaceae. Gene Ontology annotation, cellular component: mitochondrion.